Messenger RNA from Equus caballus (horse), 4615 nucleotides. NCBI's taxonomy places the organism in Eukaryota, Metazoa, Chordata, Mammalia, Perissodactyla, Equidae. The record is from RefSeq and is a predicted model, not a curated record.
CCUCCCUCUUCUCCGUUCUCCACCUUCCUGGCUCCCCCCUUUCUCCGUCCGUUCUGCUUCCAUCACCCCUCCUCUGUCCCCCCUCAUUCUUCUGCCCUUGGUCUACUGGGGCGGUCAGUACUGGGGGUCUCAUUUGGGGAGUCAGCCCCCUCUUGUCGGACGGCGCAGCAGAUGCACAAGUAUGCGGCAGGCCAGGCCUAAUGGCUGAGUCUGAGGCCCGAGGGCUGCCCAGGUGGGGGCAGCGGCGGGGAGGGGAGUUACGCUGAAGGUAUGAGCAGGUAGGCACCAGGUGGUCAGCACAGUGUGGAGUCCACUUCAGUGCCACGGACACUUUGACCAGCCCGUGGCUUCGGGCUGCGUAGGCGUGGACGCUGGGUCCCCAGGACACGGGGCUUUCGGUGGAGGGAAUGAGUUGGGGAGGGGCAGCUGGCACCUCCCGUCCCACCCUCCCGCAGGCCUGCGCACCCCGCCUCCCUCUGGGCAGCCCCUGCCCGCAGCCCCACCCCACCCCCGGAGGGUAGACCCUGGUGUGGAAACUGGAACAGGGUUGCCACAUCCCUGCCAGGCCUGGGUGGGGCCCUGAAACCACUGGGCCUCUGUGCUCCCGUCAUGUCUGUUCCACCGCACACUUGCCCUCCUGUUUGGUGUAUUGAUCCAUCAGCACCCCACCAGCUUCCCCAAACGGUCGGAUUUUGAAAUAAAAACUCUGAUGACUGGUGACCCCAAAGGGUAUGUUCAGCGUGGAGAGAAGGCCCCUCCUGGAAGAGGAGGUGGGGCGGUCCAGGGCCCUCUGCUGGGAACAGCGGGUGAGCACAGCCUGCAGCCCCUUCAGAGUAGCGCGUGAAAUGAGCAGGGAAGGGAGGGGGAGUGAGGCCCUGGGGCCCUGGGCACAGCAGGUGGAAACCAGGGACGGCCAGGGGCCAGCGUGGGGGGGUGGGGAGUGAUGGCUGGAGAGAGGCAGGUGAGACCCCAUCCAGACUUGGGGCUCUGUGUGCAUAUCCUGGGGACCCCAUAAUAACCCCUUGGGGGCUCAGACCAGGAAUUGUUCCAAUUCCGUGCAAAGACCACCAGAGUGAGGAGAGCACACUGUGUGACCUUGAGCAAGUCCCUUGCCCUCUCUGUGCCUCAGUUUCCCCUUCUCUCCAGGGGGAAAUUGGAGCAGGACACCUAGAGCCCCCUUCCAGCCUGACAUUCUGGGAACUCCAGUGAGGAGGAGGGGGCGAGUCCUUGCUGGCCAGCAGGUGACUGGUGUCCCCCAGGUGAAACCUGUGUGAGGACAGCUGGAAGGUGCCUCUGGAGCAGACCAGCUGCCUCCUGUGCUGGCUGCGGGCUGUGUCCUCCUGGUGCGGCCGUGGCCAGUAUGGCGCUGCCCCUUCCCUUCUGCCCUGGCAGCCCUCCCCUCGAGCCCCUCAGGGUCCAGCUAGACCCCUGAGCUGACCUGACCUGCAUCCACGUGUGGCCCCUGCUGCCCACGAGAUGUGGCGUCCCUGGUGCUGGCCACGGGCCUGGGGGCCAGCAAGGCCCUGGCUGCCAGCUUUCCCACCCGCUGGCCCUGUGGCUGCUUCAUGGGGGCCUCCCUCACCCUCUCCAUGGCUCUCGGGUACCAUGGGGGGCCUCUGGGGGCGCCCACUCGGGCCAGGCCUAUCCCACUGGAAGGGGAUGUCAGGUGGCCCAAGGGCCCUUCUUGAGAAGGCGGGAGAGACACCGCGGCUUGUGAGCUCUGCUGUUUGUGGGCAGGCCCCUAAGCUGGCGUGGGCAGCAAGUUGGCCUCAGAUGUCCAGCCUCUGGGCGGGUCAGCGACUGGUCCCCAUAGCCCUGGACAGAACAGGCUCCAGAGAGGCCUUGGCCUCAGGCCAUCUGCGUCUGCUCAAGCCUGGAGCUGUGCACCGUCCCCCUCCCACCGGGUCUUCUCCCUGGGGGCCACCUCUCCUCGGCGGUGGGCUCACACGGCUGCCGCCUUCUGCGGGGGAUUUCUGCUGCUCUAUGGGGUGAGUGUGGGGGAGACUGGUCAGUGGCUGCUCUGUUGGCCACGUGUGUCACCUCCCUCUGCACCUCCAUGCAGCACCAGGCACCUGGGGGUAGGACAGGGACACAAAGCCACUGAAUGUCUUGCCCCCCUGGGUCCAGGAAGGGGGCGCUAACCCCUGCCAUCCCUGCAGGGAGGACCCGUGGGCAUCCUUACCUCCCCCCUGCCCCGCAGGUUCCCAGCUCUGUUCCCUGGUCUCCCUGCUGGCUGCUGGCCAAACCAGGAAGGUCCUGUGGCACUUUGUGGCAGCGGGACGUGGACCCUGAGGACAGCUCAGAGGAGAGCUCCCUGGACACGGGUGAUCACCAGCGAGGGGGAAGGGAGGCCUGGGUGUCAGAGGAGGGAAGAGAGGCGUCGCCCAGAGACACGGACUCAUCCUGGGCUUCAGUUCAUGAGGAGGGGAGGGAGCAGGCAGGCUAGGGGCGUCUGCACCCUCCACCCUGGGGUGGGGGUUUGGUCACUGUUGUCCCUGGCUCAGGCUGGGCCCAGAGCUUCGCCCGGCCUCCCAGGCUGAUGAGCAGGGACCUCAGGGCCAGCUUCCUUGGCAGUCUGUCCCUGCGUGAGCCCACCUACUACCAGCCCUAAUUCCUGGUGGCCGGCCUGGAGGCAGCGGCCACCGUCUUCCUGCUCCUGAGGUCUGAUCACUGGGGGCGCCACCCAGUUCUGCCUGGCACCUUGGUCAUGGGCCUGGUGCCCCUGCUGCUCCGCCAGGCCCAGCAUGAGCGUGGGCCCUGCAGGCUGAUGGGGUCGUCAUGUUUGGCCCAGGGUCUACCCCAUGGCAGGGGUCCUGGGAUCAGCCCCCUCCUGGGGCCGCAUGAGAGAGGCACAGAGCACAGGAGACUGCUGUUCUCUUUACUCUGUCCAUCUCCCCACUGUGCACCCAGGGAAACUGAGGCCCAAAGAGUUAAGGGGUCAAAAGGAUCCUCUGCAAAGGGGCUGAAUGUAAGGGUCUGGUUUGGAUGGGGGCAAGCUGGAGCACCUGACCCCCAAGCAGAGCGUGCAGACGCAGGCAGACAGGUCGAGGAGGCCAGGCCCACGCGGGACCCUGAGACGUGGACGACUGGAGGGCAGGCCCUGGAGUGGCCUGGCGUGGGCAGCCUGGGAGUCCUUUCUGUGUCCCUAGACCUGGGCUGGACUGUGUUGUCCCUCUCUGUCCUGGGGUUCUGGGUCUCCCAGGCCACGUCCACCCUCAGCAGCUUCUUUGCAGCUAAGGUCUCCCCGACAAUGACCAGGGGGGCUCCAGGCUGCCCAGCCACACGGCAGGACGUGAGGUCCUGCCAGCCCAGUGCCUGAAGCCCCAGCCCACUUGGGGGCAGGCAGAAGGGAGGCGCGACCCCCGUGCACCUUCCUGGCUCCGUUCCAUCUUGACCUGAGUUCAGAUCAUCUUCCUGGGUGGCGUGGUGGACACGGCCCUAGGAGGGUCUGGACAACAGCUCAAGAGGCGAGGGGGCAAGGGGAGGCGAGGAGAUAGAGGCCUGGCGGGGGUGGGGGAGUGAUGAGCCAGCCCCCAGAGAGGGCAGAAUUCCAAGGAAAAAAUCGUCAUCCGAUUUUCUAAUGAAAAUAACGAAACUUGUUCCAGGGCAGAGAAGAAAAGCUUUUCCACAAAAAUUAUGAGUUUUGUUUUCCUGGCCCCCCCAUACCUUUGGUUCUGCUAAGCACUGGCCCCUCCCUGGGUCACAUGCGUGUGUCCAUGUGUCCAUCUGCGGGGGGCCGUCUGUCUCAGCUUCUUCCUGCGCACGUGGUCUUUGCCCGCCCUGUGUCCUGUCGCCUGCCCCUGCUGCUGCCCCCCACAUCCACCCGCCACACCUCCCAAAACCACUGCUCCCAACCAGCAGCCCCCAUGAGCCAGGACACGGAUGGCAAUCAAGGCCCAGGGCACGGCUGGUCCAGGCGCAGUGACCACACUGGGCAGACACCCCCUCAGAUGGCCACGUCAGUGUGGGCGGAGGCGUCUUGGGAAGAGCUGCAGGGACAGCAUGAAAGGGGUGUCCCCACUGCGCCCCUUGCCCCUGGGUGCCCCCCAACGUGUGGAGGACAGAGGCGUCCAUGGAACUUGGUGUCCUUGCUGGGUCCUCCCUCAGGCUGCACCCCGGUGUGACCACGGGUCCACUAGGACCAGGCCCACUGACCCCAUCUUCUCAACAGGGUACCUGAGAGCAGUUUUCCAGGAACUGAGAGUCAACCCCUUGUCCAGCUCAAGCCAGUUGAGAUCAACUCCUCAACUGGGUCUGUGCAAAUGCCCGGUAGGUGACCCUUUUGAUGUCAAGGGGAACGAAAGCCCCACCCCAGAUCUUGCUAAGGCCACCCUUCCGUGAACACGUGUCCUGUGCAGAGCCGUGAAGCCUGACUGUGCUGGCGCGGGUCAUCAGUGCCCUCACUCCUCCUCACCUCCAGGCAUCCAUCCCACACUUCCGACCACCUGCCCUCUGCCCCACGAGAGCUGCCCCAGGCCCUGCUCAAGGAGCCUGAGCUGAGAGCUCUCGCCGCCUGCCUCCUUGCAGGUCGACCUCGUGAUAAAGCGGUUUUCUCUUCUCACAGCUGAUGCUGUGAUAACUGGCUUCUUAUCCCAUUGGGCAAGAAAGCCCCAUC